CCAGAUUCAAGCCAUCAAUUCCCCCACACACAACACCAGACACGACACAUUCCACGUCCACCUUCAGACGGCUGGCUGUGUGGGAACAGAGAGACACACAGACAUCAUCGUCCGAUACAACUCUACAACAUGAACAACCGCAACGUCUAUCACCCCUAUGAUCCGGCGGGCGACGGGGAUGAGACAGAUGGCUUUGUUACUGCCUACCGAGAGUGGGAAGAGUCCGCUCAUCGCCAUAACGUUAUAAGCCAGGACUUCGCCAAACAGUUCCAGCAGCUGUGGCAAAAGUGCCACGAGCUCGAAACAGAAUGCCUGGAGCAAAAGAAAACAGUCAAGCUCUGGCAGCAGGAGGGUCGGAAGAUGGAGCGUGAACUCAACUAUUACAAGUCUGCUGCUGAAAAUGCUUGCUUUGCCUUUGUUAUUAUUGAUGGUGACGGCGCCGUCUUUGACGAAGAGUUAAUUGCCCUUGGCGAGGAAGGCGGUAAAAAGGCUGCCCAUGAGCUACACAAGCACCUUAGGGAAUAUAUGCAAGAGGAAUGCGAACUGCACAACCUUGACAAUAUAUUUGUUCACGUCGUCCUUAACGCCCAAGGCCUUUCCAGCGCUCUCGUUCAGUCGGGCACCCUGCCAACCGGCGACUACGCCGCCGUGACCAAGUUUGGCCGUGGCUUCUGUCGCGCCCAGCCCCUCUUCUCCUUCACUGAUGUUGGCGGUGGCAAGGAGCAGGCCGACCACAAAGUUCGCAAGCUAUUCGAAAUGAUGGAGAAGAACAUCCAAUGCAAGUUCCUUGCUCUGGCCGGCUGCCACGAUAACGGAUACGCUACCUUCUUGGAGUCGUACCGCAAUAAUCCCAAGAUUCGCCUUCUCGAGACCACCCCGGCCGCGGCUGACUUUCGGAACUGUCACUUUGAUCGUUUCUCUAUUCCAACUGUCUUCCGCUCCGAAGCUGUCCCCAGCAAGCCCGGCUCAUCCAGGCCUGUCACCAACAAGCUGGCUACCGUCACCACCCAGGCUAUGAUGAAUUCUCCCAGUCCUAAGCCUCCUUCUCCCGCCUUGACGACCGCCUUCAGGCCCAAGCCUGCCGAGGCCACCAGCAAUGGAGGCAACAGUUAUGCGGCUAUUGGCAAGGCGGCUCCUAGUCAGACGUUCAGCAUUGUGUCCAGCAAGAAGAAAAAUACUCAACAGGCUUUUAUACUGUUUAAUAGGGAUGACGAGCGUGUCGAUGCCCCUCUUCCCAAGGCCGACCCCCUGGUCGUUAAGAGAAUGGAGGAGCAAGCCAAGGCAAUCGGGGCCAACUUUUGUAACAGAUACCACCUCUCGCCGAAUGGCACGGGUUGUAAAGCUGGCGACAACUGCAGUUACUACCACUCCGAGACCAAGCUCAGCAAGCAGGAGAUAUUGGCCCUGAAGCACAAGACCAGGAAAAUUGUCUGUAAUAACGGUAGCAUCUGCGACGACUUUUCUUGCAACCUAGGGCACCAUUGCCAAAGCCCGGUCGGUUGUUACUUUGGCUCCGAGUGCCGAUUCUCCAAAUUCCACGGCAUGGACAUUACUCCGACCCUUAGGGUCUUUGAGGACGGCACAAGAGAGGUCAUCUCUAACUAACCGCACCAGCCCCGCGGACCGGGCCUUGUUGGAUUAUAGUAUUAUUUAUAAAGUAUGGCCGGAUCCAUGCUUGCUUUUGAUGCGAGCUGGCUGGCUAUACGCGUUGGGAACUCAGGCGGUGGAGGCCCGAUGCAGAGUUUUGCAACAACUCAAAAGAAUAAUGCGUUGAUACAACGUCAAAGCGGCCUGAUUCAUGUUGGAUUUCACAGCGGGAUGUAUGGUCAGCGCACUCAGUCUUUACUUUAUGUAGACCCAUCAACUCGAUGAUUUCUACUGAAAGGGACACCGUCUCGUGCCGUCACUUGUGAGGUACCUUGUGGGUUGAGAAACAGUCCAAUUGUCAACCAGACCUGUCCCUUCCCCUUCUUGGCCGCUUCGCCGACGUAGGUCCGCCACCUGGUGAGUCCCCCGCACCGUCGACCUGGGUCAGUUCGAGACUGAUGUCUUCUUCCUCCUCCGCUUCCCCAGCAUCUGUCCCUCCACCGACAUUGCCGCCCGGUUCCACGUCGUUCUCCACACCACCGCCAACCACAGAAACGCCCGGCUCGGCACCGGCAUCAUCAUCAUUGUUAUCAUCAUCGUCGUCCGAUCGAAAGCCGUAGUGAUCAUCGGAGUCGUCAUCGAUGGUCAUGUUGAAGGAGGGAUCCUCAAGGUCAUCCUCAUCCUCCGUGUCGAUGUGGUUUGCAGGAUCGUUCAGCAGCCUCUCCGUAUUUCUGUCCUUUGCGUUUCCCAAGUACUUCCCCAAGAUUAUCUGAAAGGCCAUCCUUGCGUUGCCCGGCGCCUCCACCCUCUUCUCAUUCAGCACGUGGUUGAAGAGCGUGGCGCAGGCCCAGAACCGGCCGACGUGUAUGCCCGGGUUGUCCCGCCAGUCCCCUCUGGUGUUCCUCCCGAUUAUCUUGCCCACGUCGGGGUUGUUUUUGUGUUUUGACAAGCCCCUUACGAGCAAUCCGGCCAUGUAGCCCAGGCGCCUGCCGAGGACGGGGUGUUUGACGUAUUCCUUUGCGGCUUUGACGUUUGGGAGGUUGAAGAUUUGGCCCUUGCCUGUGUUGCCCCAUUUGGUGCCCUUUAGGCAGGGGAGCAUGCAGUAGUGCCAGUGGUGCCGAGGGCUGGUUCUUUGCCUUCUUUUGAUGUCGGCGUAGCAGGUUUGCUCGUGGGUUUUUCCUUGGAUGGAGUCCUUGUCGGCGAGGUUUUGGCAUUGGACGAAGUGGUCGAGCUCAUCAUCGACGGGGUCGUCGGGGGGGCCGGUUGGAUCUGUGGACAUGGUUUCUGACGUGGGGUUUUGGUCUUGCGAGGGGGAAAAGGGUAAGCGAAAGUUUGCAAAGACACUGCUGGUCUUACGAGUCGAGGUUGGGGAAAAGGUUGGUUGCGGAGAUAGUGAAGCAAAGGCGUAAAAAGGCUCGAUCAGUAAGUCAGGGAGGACUUGUGCUUUGCCUUUUCAAGAACAAGUAGCGGACAAAGAAAGGGUCUCCGCCUCCGAACGAAGUCGGUCUCGCAAACAAAGGGCCACCUUUCCCCCAUUCCGGAACAAUGUGUCGAGAUCAGAAUCAAGAAAGAUUUCUUUUCCUUGGAGCGGAAAGAGCCAUUGUCAAGAAACACGCCA
This is a messenger RNA of Podospora bellae-mahoneyi, 3205 nucleotides long. RefSeq lists its product as uncharacterized. NCBI's taxonomy places the organism in Eukaryota, Fungi, Ascomycota, Sordariomycetes, Sordariales, Podosporaceae. The transcript has 4 exons. Gene Ontology annotation, molecular function: metal ion binding. The record is from RefSeq and is a predicted model, not a curated record. Bases 130 to 1605 code for a protein of 491 amino acids.